AUGGUAAACCGAGCAAACAAACAAGCGACUCAAGGUAAUGUUCGUCGAUUAUUGUCUAUUCGCCGGAGCAGAACACAACAUGUUGUCAUAAGACCAUUAGCAGAAAUACCAAAAGAUGGAAAAUUAUCCCGUCGUUAUCGUCAUCAAUCACUUAAAAACCAAAAUAUUCUUCAAUCAAAAAAAGUCAAUGUUCAACAUGUUAUGAUUACUGGUAAAGUUCUUCCAUCACCAAAGAGCACUCGUUCUAAUAUUCAGAAAUCAACAGAUGCUAAUGACCAUAUGCAACGAGUUAAAUCUUUUAUCUGA
This is a messenger RNA of Rotaria sp. Silwood2, 306 nucleotides long. Lineage: Eukaryota; Metazoa; Rotifera; Eurotatoria; Philodinida; Philodinidae. The record is from the annotation of a GenBank genome assembly.